Molecule: messenger RNA, 849 nt
Organism: Endocarpon pusillum Z07020
Lineage: Eukaryota; Fungi; Ascomycota; Eurotiomycetes; Verrucariales; Verrucariaceae
Exons: 2
Coding region: 1-849 (282 amino acids)
Molecular function (GO): oxidoreductase activity, acting on NAD(P)H
Source: RefSeq, a predicted model, not a curated record
AUGUCUUCUAUCGUCAACGAGAUCAAGCAGAAAGUCGUUGGCACCUCGACCCCCCAAGGCCAACAUCUCGCCGCCCUCCUGACAUCAAAGGGCUCUGCUCUCGAACGUGAUCUCGGCUUCUUCAUUGCCUCCUAUCCCGCCAUCCCAGGCUCCGACGUCGCAGGAAUCGUCAUCUCCGCGGGCUCCUCCGUCCCCACUGACGCCCCCAAACCAGGUACCCGUGUCCCUGCCUUUGCGCCUUGUUUCUUCGUGCAGGGCGCGCCAGACUACGGCGCGCUUCAAACACGGGUUCUUGUCCCAGCUGUGAAAACUGUGGAGUUGCCUGAGGGCAUGGCCUUUAACGAGGCGAGUCUGCUGCCCAUGGCGGUCGUGACAGCAUGGUCUGGAUGGUACCCUAUAGGUUUACCUCGCGACACUUCGUACACAGCGCCGGGUAAGCAGGGGAUGCUGGUAUGGGGUGGCGCGAGUAGUAUCAGCAGCGCAGCGAUCCAGGUUGCUAAGAUGAUGGGGUUCAAAGUUUACACGACCGCGAGCGAGAAACAUCACGAGUAUCUAAAGGAAUUAGGAGCUAGCAAGACGUUCUAUUAUAAAGAUGAGCGUGUAGUGGAGAACAUUAUCAAGGCGGCAAAGGUGGACGGGGUGACCAUUGACAAUGGCUUCGAUGCGGUUGGGCAGUUGCCAUCGAGUGUGGAAAUCUUGAAAGCAUUAAAGGGGGAGAAGACUGCGAAACUGGCGUCUGCCACCCAUAUACCGGAAGAUACGCCAAAGGUGGAGGGUGUAGAGGCGAAAUUUGUUGCCGCUCCGCUGGAUGAGCGGGAGAGGACAGAGUUUUUUUCAUUUCGUUUUUAG